AUGGGGAGCCUGGAGGCCGGCGAGGAGAAGUGGAGGCCCGGGGUGGAGAGACAGGAGGCCGGGAUGGAGUUCCGGAGGGCCGGGCAUGGAGAGCCCGGAGCCCGGGGAAGAGAUGUGGAGGCCGGGCAUGCAGAGUCCGGAGCCCGGGGAGGAGAUAUGGAGGCCGGGGAGGAGAAGUGGAGGCCCGGGGUGGAGAGCCUGGAGCCCGGGGAAGUGAUGUGGAGGGCGGGCAUGAAGAGUCUGGAGCCCGGGGAGGAGCUCCGGAGGGCCGGGCGUGGAGAGCAGGUGGAGAUCCGGAGGGCCGGGUAUGGAGAGCCUGGAGCCCGGGCAUGGAGCUCCGGAGGGCCGGGCAUGGAGAGGCUGGAGCCUGGGGAGGAGAUGUGGAGGGCCGGGUAUGGAGAGCCCGGAGCCCGGGGAAGUGAUGUGGGGGGCGGGCAUGGAGAGGCUGGAGCCCGGGGAGGAGAUGUGGAGGCCCGGGGUGGAGAGACUGGAGCCCCGGGAAGAGAGCCCGGAGGCCGGGCAUGGAGAGCCCGGAGCCCGGGGUGGAGCUCCGGAGGGCCGGGGGUGGAGAGCCCCGAGCCCGGGGAAGAGAGCCCGGAGGCCGGGCAUGGAGAGCCCGGAGGCCGGGGUGGAGCUCCGGAGGGCCGGGGAUGGAGAGCCCGGAGCCCGGGGAAGAGAGGUGGAGGGCGGGCGGGCGUGGAGAGCCCGGAGCCCCGGCGUGGAGCUCCGGAGGGCCGGGGAUGGAGAGCCCGGAGCCCGGGGAAGAGAUGUGGAGGCCCGGGGUGGAGAGCCCGGAGGCCGGGCAUGGAGAGCCCGGAGCCCGGGGAAGUGAUGUGGAGGGCGGGCAUGGAGAGCCUGGAGCCCCGGGAAGAGAGCGCGGAGGCCGGGCAUGGAGAGCCUGGAGGCCGGGGUGGAGCUCCGGAGGGCCGGGGAUGGAGAGCCCGGAGCGCGGGGAAGAGAGGUGGAGGGCGGGCGUGGAGAGCCUGGAGCCCCGGGAAGAGAGCGCGGAGGCCGGGCAUGGAGAGCACGGAGACCGCGGUGGAGAUCCGGAGGGCCGGGGGUGGAGAGCCCCGAGCCCGGGGAAGAGAGCCCGGAGGCCGGGCAUGGAGAGCACGGAGGCCGGGGUGGAGCUCCGGGGGGCCGGGGAUGGACAGCCCGGAGCCCGGGGAAGUGAUGUGGAGGGCGGGCGUGGAGAGCCCGGAGCCCGGGGAAGAGAGCUGGAGGGCGGGCGUGGAGAGCCCGGAGGCCGGGGUGGAGCUCCGGAGGGCCGGGGAUGGAGAGCCCGGAGCACGGGGAAGUGGUGUGGAGGGCGGGCGUGGAGAGCCCCGAGGCCGGGCAUGGAGCUCCGGAGGGCCGGGGAUGGAGAGCCUGGAGCCCGGGGAAGAGAGCCCGGUGGCCGGGCAUGGAGAGCCCGGAGACCGCGGUGGAGAUCCGGUGGAUGAGGAGAUGAUGAGAUGA
Xyrichtys novacula (pearly razorfish) is the source of this 1458-nucleotide messenger RNA. The record is from the annotation of a GenBank genome assembly. NCBI's taxonomy places the organism in Eukaryota, Metazoa, Chordata, Actinopteri, Labriformes, Labridae.